UCAGAUGCUAUGAGGGAGAAGUGAGAUUUUAAGUGGAAUAGGGAUGCACCAAGAAAAAUGUACUCAUUUUUGUGAUGACAUCAGUGUCAGCUGAUAUUGAUGAAGGAGUUUCUACCUGUAAUAAAGUAUUUUUGCUUUUCUCUUCAGACAUUCAUUGUAUGCAUCUUUCCAUGUAAAAUGAAUGUGAACAAGGAAUUGUCCAAUAAUAUUAACAUCACAAUCACAUUUUAUUUUCAGUUUAUCAUUGGGGUCUCAGGCAAUGUCAUCCUUCUUCUCUUCCACAUCGUUGUGUUUGUUGUAGGGCACAGGCCCAGACUCACUGACCUGCCUAUUGGCCUCUUGGCCCUAAACCACCUAAUGACGAUGCUAACCACAGGAUUCAUAACUGGAGACAUUUUUACCUCUCAAGGGGGGUUUUGGAAUGAUAUUACAUGUAAAUCAGUUAUCUACUUGAACAGGUCGAUGAGGGGGCUCUCCAUGUGUAUCACCUGCCAUCUGAGUGUCCUUCAGGCUAUCACGCUCAGCCCCAGAAGCUCUUGUUUGGCAAAGUUAAAACACCAAUCCUCAUGUCACAGCCUGUGUUCCCUUCUUUUCUUUUGGCUGUUAUAUAUAUCCAUUAGCAGUCACCUUUUUAUCUCCAUCACUGCUAGUACCAAUUUAACUUCAGAAAAUAUUUUGUAUGUCAGUAAGUCCUGUUCUCUUUUACCCAUGAACUAUUUACUCUGGCACAUAGUUUUCACAUUAUUGACCAUCAGAGAUAUGUUCUUUAUAGGAAUUGUGUCCCUCUCAGGUGGAUACAUAGUGAUUCUCUUGUGGAGGCAUAAAAAACAGUCCCAGCAUCUUCACAGGAACAAAGUUUCUCCAAAAGCAUCCCCAGAACAAAGGGCCACUUGGACCAUUCUGCUGCUUAUGUGUCUCUUUGUAGUUAUGACCAGUUUGGACAUUAUGUCUCACUCAAGAAUUGUGUUGAAUAAUAAUCCAGUAAUAUAUUGUAUUCAAAUUUUUGUGGUCCAUGGCUAUGCCACAGUCAGUCCUUUAGUAUUCAUUACUACUGAAAAACGUAUCAUUAAUAUUUUGAGACUCAUGUGUGGAAGAAAAUAA
Messenger RNA from Cavia porcellus (domestic guinea pig), 1101 nucleotides. Its product is annotated as vomeronasal type-1 receptor 48-like. Gene Ontology annotation, biological process: G protein-coupled receptor signaling pathway. Bases 100 to 1101 code for a protein of 333 amino acids. Lineage: Eukaryota; Metazoa; Chordata; Mammalia; Rodentia; Caviidae. The transcript has a single exon. The record is from RefSeq and is a predicted model, not a curated record. Gene Ontology annotation, cellular component: membrane. Gene Ontology annotation, molecular function: pheromone receptor activity.